GGGCAAACCUCACAACUCAGGCCCAAGUCAUGGGAAUCUGAAUGGAGGGGUGACCUUCUCCUCUACUUUAAUUUUAUUGAAAUACUGAGAAACUUGAACUGUUUUGUCUUUAGAAGGGAAAUUCAUGUUUGUGCCAGGCCAGCCUUUGUAAAAGCCUUCAGAUGGAUUCACUAGAAGUCUGUGUUCCCGCACUACAGAAACUGAAUUUUCUGCUUUGGCAUUUCCAUCACUUGGAAUGACCACUAAAGUGUUGAGUUUUGGAACCUCUGGAUUUGAUCUAAAGUAAACUCUGAUUCUGUGUUGAUAGGGAACCAUUUCUCUCUAACAUUGUGGUUCCUUUAAGGCGCUUGACUUUGGCCACAUGAGAAUAACGCAUCUCUGGGCAGUCCAAGAAAGAGCCUCCUGAUCUAGUCGCCAAGACUGCCCAUGACCUUCAGCUAUGUACCCCAACCCUCUCAUUUAUUGCACCUGCUGGGACCCCUGGAAUGUGGGACCACGGAAGCUAAUCAAGACCACUCAGCUACCACGAAAGAACCCCACAGGGAGAUCUAAGCUAACUCCUCUUCUACCAGCUCCAAAAAACCACGAUUACCUCCAACCAACAAAACCUGUUUUUUCCCCAAAAGUGAAAAGCCAUUUAGCAAGGCAAGAAGUGAACAAUAAAUCAUUUUAUGAAGCGAUCAACGUGUCACCUGGCUAUCAGCUUGUUCGGAAUCGGGAACAGAUUUCUGUCACCUUAGGGGAUGAGAUGUUUGAUAGGAAAAAGCAGUGGGAAUCAAAGAUCCUGGACAAAGGCAGAUUUAACAGGCCCAACAUCAUUUCUGACCUAGAAGAACAAAUCUCAGAGCUGACAGCGAUAAUUGAACAAAUGAACAGAGACCACCAGUCUGCCCAGAAAUUGCUCUCCAAUGAAAUGGAUCUCCGCUGUGCUAAGAUGAAACAGAACUUUGAAAACAAGAACAGGGAGCUCAAAGAGGCCCAUGAAGCAGAGCUCAUUGAGUUGGAGAACAAGUACAAAGCAGCCUUGAAGGCGGAGAAGUUGGCUGCCCAAGAGAAGCUAGAGGAGAUGGGAAAAGAAUACAAGUAUUUGAAGAAUAUGUUUCGUAUGUAUCAGGACAGUAUUUAUGAUGAAAUGGAAGAGAAGUGGUCAAAACAGAAGGCAAAAUGGGAGAAGGAUGAGAAGUCGGAGCGAGAAAAGGUCCUGCUACAGCAAAAAAAAAAGAUGACCAAAAAAUUUGAGUUGGAGUCAGAAGAAGAAAAGAAGAAAAUAAAUGAAUCCUGCAGUGCUGUCUUUGAGAACUUCAUUCAAGAGAAGGAGGAGCUCUUGAAACAACAUGAAAGUGACACCUUGCAAUUAGAAAAGCUGAGAAAAACCAAAGAGGUCCUAGAGGAAGAACUGCAGGUGCAAGCUUUUGUCCUAGAGUCCCUUAACACAAACCUCCACUAUACCCAGUUGGAACUCCAGAAAGAGAAAGCUACAGUGGGAAAUCUGGAGAAAAUGCUUCAGACCAAGCUUGCUGAAGCUGAAGAAAAGUAUAAGUACACCAUACAGAUCCUGAUGGAAGAGAACAUUCAUCUGAAGCAAAAGAUAAUGUCUAAGAAUGAAGAAAUUUAUGAAGGAUGUUCUGGGAGAUUGGCCUCUGUUUCUGUUUCUAAGGAUGAUUCUGACACUAUGGAAGAUGGUAACAAGAAAGGACAAGAAUCACAAACAAAAAGCUGCUCUCAGGGUUGAAGAUGGUAGGCACACCAUUUCUGUAGGCCUAGGAAACUGCUGUGAGGGUUUUCUUGAGAAAAUGCAUCUAAUGAGUUUAGUACUUGGGCAGCUCUGAUUCUAUUUUUGCUUUCUUCUGAGUGACUGAAAAUGUUUGAAUUCUCAUCUGAAUUUCACAGCUUAUCAUGAACACUUCAUUGAAAAAUGACGCUCUCUGUACCAAGAGCUGAGCUUUCUCUGAGUUGUGUACUAUUUUUCUUCUACCCUUACGUAUUUCAUUAGAAAGAAACUGAUUUGAAGGCC
Molecule: messenger RNA, 2014 nt
Organism: Saimiri boliviensis boliviensis (Bolivian squirrel monkey)
Lineage: Eukaryota; Metazoa; Chordata; Mammalia; Primates; Cebidae
Source: RefSeq, a predicted model, not a curated record